CUAAUUAUAUCAGUGAUCUUCUCCAAGCCCAGUAAAGCGGAGAAGCAGGAGCUCCGGUGUGGUCAGGAGGUCCACGCCUCCGCGCUGCUGCAGGAGAGAAACGGGAGCUGCUCUCAUCGAGGAUUUCAUGUGGAGGUGGAGCAGAUCUGAGAAGCAGCGCUGGGAGAGAUCAUGUCAGGAUGUGCAGCUAUAAUCAAGAAGAAAAUCAUCAACAUACAGGACCAUGUCCACGAGCAGACAUGUGUGAGACGGUGAAAUGAAUGGCGUUCGGUUGCAAGCCUCUUCCUGGUGUCCCUUUCCCUACACGGUUUGAAUUCACCCCUACAGUCACAUUGGAUCAGAGACUGACUGUGAGAACAUGGCGUCUGGAAGUGGCUCCACUGUUGAGCAAACGUUCUCCGGUUCCCUCCACACGGACAUAUCGUACAGAGCAACACCAAAAAUGGCUGUGAAGGAGAAAUCGCACCACUGCCUGGAGUGUGGGAAAGGUUUUACUCAGCGAUGUCAUCUCAAAAUACACCAGCGCAUCCACACAGGCGAGAAGCCGCAUCGCUGUUCGGAGUGCGGGAAGAGCUUCAGGGACGUUGGGACCCUCAGGAGACACCAGCGCAUCCACACAGGAGAGAAACCGUACUUCUGCUUGGAGUGUGGAAAGCGGUUCAUUCAACAGGACAACCUCCAGAAGCACCUGCGUGUCCACACUGGAGAGAAACCGUAUCACUGCCUGGAGUGCGGGAAGAGCUUUAACCAGCAGAACCAUCUCCAAACGCACCUGCGCGUUCACACGGGGGAGAAACCGUAUUACUGCCCAGAGUGUGGGCGGAGUUUUAGUGCGCAGAACAGUCUGCAGUUACACCGCCGGCUUCACACCGGAGAGAAGCCGUACUGCUGCUCAGAGUGCGGGAAGCGCUUUACUGCGCAGGAUCAUCUCCAGAAACACCAGCGCAUCCACACCGGAGAGAAGCCCUACCACUGUGCAGUCUGUGGGAAGAGGUUCAGCGAUGGGGGCACUCUGAAAACGCACCAGCGGCUCCACACCGGAGAGAAGCCGUUUGACUGCUUGUACUGCGAGAAGAGCUUCAGAAACAGGUGUAAUCUCAAAAAGCACCAGCGCAUCCACACCGGAGAGAAGCCAUACGACUGCCCAGAGUGUGAGAAGAGCUUCAGUGAUGGAGGGAGUCUCAAAAAACACCAGCGCAUCCACACAGGAGAGAAGCCGUAUUACUGUGCUGACUGUGGGCGGAGCUUCAGGCAUUCCAAUACUUUAAAGGUGCAUAAAUGCAUUAACAGGGAGUCGAUCGCUGUUGACGCGCAAGUUCGUCAAACAUGACUUUGUGAUAUUCAGGUUACCAUGAAUAUGUUUAUAAUCUCAUAGGGGAUUCCACUAACUCAGUGUGUGAGGUGUAAUCAGAGAGGUUCAGAGGGUUUGUUGUGAAACAUCUUUUCAGAUCUUUUUACAGCGGUGGUGAUGGGAACCAGGGGUUGCCAUGCCAACAACACGGGUAUAGAUACCUCAUUUACCAUCCAGAACCACCAGAGAACCUACACAAGUCUUCUGAGUUUAUAUGGAAUGUUGAUGAUGGAAAAUAGUGGAAAAUCUGGAAUAAUGAGUUUUCUUUGGGGACUAUUUUGCCGCACAG
This is a messenger RNA of Pygocentrus nattereri (red-bellied piranha), 1640 nucleotides long. RefSeq names its product gastrula zinc finger protein XlCGF7.1-like. The transcript has 3 exons. The record is from RefSeq and is a predicted model, not a curated record. Gene Ontology annotation, molecular function: RNA polymerase II cis-regulatory region sequence-specific DNA binding; DNA-binding transcription factor activity, RNA polymerase II-specific. Bases 359 to 1330 code for a protein of 323 amino acids. Gene Ontology annotation, cellular component: PcG protein complex; transcription regulator complex. Lineage: Eukaryota; Metazoa; Chordata; Actinopteri; Characiformes; Serrasalmidae. Gene Ontology annotation, biological process: regulation of transcription by RNA polymerase II.